AUUUGAAAAUUUGAAAAUUUGAAAGAAAAAAAAAUAACAAAAAAGAAAAAAUGACGAAACAUAAUAAUACCAAAUCUUCAAUUCUUACCACCAUCUUAAUUAUUAUUAUAUACGCCACGUAUUCUGUUAUAACAUUUCCAAUUGAUAAGUUACCGGAAAGGAGAGAUGUUGAUUCUUUAUCACCAACACUUGAUCAUCCUGAUCCUUCAUUCCCCACCUUGAAGUUAAUCGAUUUCAAUUCUAUUCAGCAAUCUGGAGAGUUUUGGGAAAUGAUUCAUACUGAUGAUAAUUCUGAUAAUAAUUCAAAUGACAAAAAAAAUUUUGGAACCAUGCUUUAUUUUACUCCUGUAUGGUUCAAUAAAGCUUAUAAUAAAUUCGGUCCUCAUUUAUAUUAUACAAACAAAGAAAAUAUAGAUCAAAAGUACAAAAAUAAAGAAUGGUACGAAAUUUGUUAUUUAAAAAUAUGUAUGAAUGUAGUAUUUAGAACAUAUUAG
Rhizophagus irregularis DAOM 181602=DAOM 197198 is the source of this 494-nucleotide messenger RNA. RefSeq lists its product as uncharacterized. The record is from RefSeq and is a predicted model, not a curated record. NCBI's taxonomy places the organism in Eukaryota, Fungi, Glomeromycota, Glomeromycetes, Glomerales, Glomeraceae.